AUGGAGCCAUCUAUAUCCAAGCUCCUUUGCCACGUGCAGAGAAAUCAAAUUUUGCUGACAGAACUUAAAACUCUAAAAAAGAGGCAUCUGAUGAUUGGAGAUGCAAUGCAAAUGCUGAAUAUAAUUUUCAGUCUGCAACUGCUUGCUACUGUAGUUCUGAGUUUUUUAAUUAUCACCUUUGAGUUGUACUUCUUUGCAGUGCGCUGGCAAGAUGGGAUAUUCAUUAUUGAUUUGAAUAGAAACUUUCUUGACAUGCUUAGUGUAACCAUUAUAAAUAACGUUUUGAAAAUAAUGCUACUUGUGUGGGCCUGCGAGACGGGUAAAAAUCAGGCCAAAGGGAUUCAUACAACCAUUCACGAUUUACUGAACAGUACCAAUGAUGAUAAGAUAAAAUACGAGUUAUUUUGCGAUCUGACGUUGCAGUUGCAGCUGUUUUCUUUACAAAUGCUACAUCGGGAAAAUAUCUUUGCGGCAAAAGGUCUUAAUAUUGAUGCAACACUCCUUACAACG
This is a messenger RNA of Wasmannia auropunctata (little fire ant), 510 nucleotides long. RefSeq lists its product as uncharacterized. The transcript is spliced from 2 exons. Gene Ontology annotation, cellular component: membrane. NCBI's taxonomy places the organism in Eukaryota, Metazoa, Arthropoda, Insecta, Hymenoptera, Formicidae. Gene Ontology annotation, biological process: sensory perception of taste. The record is from RefSeq and is a predicted model, not a curated record. The annotation marks the transcript as partial.